Molecule: messenger RNA, 7823 nt
Organism: Salarias fasciatus (jewelled blenny)
Lineage: Eukaryota; Metazoa; Chordata; Actinopteri; Blenniiformes; Blenniidae
Gene: erbin
Product: erbb2 interacting protein
Exons: 27
Coding region: 769-5019 (1416 amino acids)
Biological process (GO): establishment or maintenance of epithelial cell apical/basal polarity; neurotransmitter receptor transport, endosome to postsynaptic membrane; embryo development
Cellular component (GO): basolateral plasma membrane; postsynaptic density; postsynaptic membrane
Molecular function (GO): protein kinase binding
Source: RefSeq, a predicted model, not a curated record
CGAGAGCAGCAUCGUCCUCAUCCUCCUCACGGGGGCUCGGUGUGAAGCUGGAGAGAGGAGACUUGUGGCAGAUCUCCUCCUCCUCUCCUCCUCCUCCUCCUCCUCCUCCUCAGACUCACUCAGAGGUCGCACAGACCAGACUCGUCCAUGUAGCUGGGUCGAGCCCACUCCAAGCUGAUGAUCCAGGACGCGGAGAUAAUGAGUGAAAACAUCUGGGUGCGGCGCGUUACACAGGAAAAGGUUUCGCUCUCUGCCGGAGGUCGUUUCUUUCUUUUUCUAUUUCCUUGCUGAAUGUCGUGGACAUAUUGGAUUUUUUUUUAAUGUUUUCCGUGUCAUUAAGAUGAGGGUCGUGUCCUGAUUGUCUCCACCUUUUGUUUACUUUUUAUUUUAUUUUAUUUUAUUUUUUUUAAAUGUGGUACUUUGUUUUAAUGGUGUGAAAACAAGGUGGAAGGGCAGCUUUGAUCAACUUGAGGACGAUAAUGUGCGCACUGGGCCAACUCGGAGUCUCUGUUCUGUGAAGUGGGCAGCGUUAGCUCCCGUGCUAACAUUAGCCGAACCCGAUUGAACUGCCAAGUUAAAAGCUCUUCGGCGGAUGCCCGCCCCUCGAAACAUUUUUCCUGGAGAUAGUUUCACCCCGGCCGUAACCUGGACGUCGCUACGUGAGUCGCCGGCUCGACGUUAAUUCAGAUAAUCAAAUUGUUGUGGGAUCUGCCAUCAGCCGUCCACUGGCAUCCAGGCGCUUGAGUCCUAAAUGACAAGUGCCUGAGGAUGUCCAAGCGGAGUUUGUUUGUUCGUCUGGUGCCAUGCCGCUGCCUGCGCGGUGAGGAGGAGACGGUAACAUCGCUGGACUACUCCCACUGCAGCCUGGAGACUGUUCCUAAGGAGAUCUUUAGCUUUGAGAAGACCCUGCAGGAACUUUACCUCGAUGCCAACCAGAUCGAGGAGCUGCCUAAACAACUGUUUAACUGCCAGUUACUGCACCGACUGAGCAUGCCAGAUAAUGACCUGACAGUGUUGCCAGCAGCCAUCGCAAACCUCAUCAAUCUCAGGGAGCUUGAUGUCAGCAAAAACAGUAUCCAAGAGUUUCCAGAAAACAUCAAGAACUGCAAAGUCCUAGCUGUUGUAGAAGCGAGCGUCAACCCCAUAUCCAAGCUCCCAGAAGGCUUCACUCAGCUCCUGAGCCUGACGCAGCUCUACCUGAACGAUGCCUUCCUGGAGUUCCUACCAGCCAGCUUUGGCAGGUUAACAAAGCUGCAGAUCCUGGAGCUGAGGGAGAACCAGUUAAAGAUGUUGCCAAAAAGCAUGCAGAAGCUCACACAGCUGGAGAGGCUGGACCUGGGGAGUAAUGAGUUCACUGAAGUGCCUGAGGUGCUGGAGCAGCUGACAGGAAUCAAGGAGCUGUGGAUGGACGGGAACAGACUGACGUUUUUACCUGGGAUGUUGGGGAUGCUGAAACAGCUGGUCUAUCUGGACGUGUCCAAGAACAACCUGGAGAUGGUGGACGAGCAGAUCUGCGGGUGUGAGAACCUGCAGGACCUCCUGCUCUCCAAUAACGCCCUCACACAGCUGCCCGGCUCCAUCGGCUCCUUGAAGAAAUUGACUGCGCUGAAAGUGGAUGAAAACCAGCUGAUGUAUUUGCCAGACUCCAUCGGCGGGCUGACGGCUCUAGACGAGCUGGACUGCAGCUUUAACGAAAUCGAAGCCUUGCCCUCUUCCAUCGGCCAGUGCGUGAACAUCCGUACCUUCGCCGCGGAUCACAACUUCCUGACCCAGCUUCCGCCCGAGAUGGGUAACUGGAAGAUUGCGACCGUGCUGUUUCUACAUUCCAACAAGCUGGAGUCCCUGCCUGAGGAAAUGGGUGACAUGCAGAAGCUCAAAGUCAUCAAUCUCAGCAACAACAAGUUGAGGAGUCUUCCGUACAGCUUCACCAAACUGAACGAGAUGACUGCGAUGUGGCUGUCUGAGAAUCAGUCCAAGCCCCUGAUCCCGCUCCAGAAAGAGGAGGAUCCAGAGACUCAUAAAACCGUGCUGACAAACUACAUGUUCCCCCAGCAAACCCGGACGGACGACUACAUUCCCAACUCGGACUCGGAGAGCUUCAACCCGGUGCUGUGGGAGGAGCAGCGUAAACACCGAGCUCAGGUGGCCUUCGAGUGCGACGAAGACAAGGAUGAGAGAGAGACGCCCCCGAGGGAGGGGAACCUAAAGCGCUACCCCACCCCGUACCCCGACGAGCUGAAGAACAUGGUGAAGACGGCCCAGUCGGUGGCUCACCGGCUGAAGGAGGACGAGUCGAGCGACGAGUCGGGGAGAGAUCCAAAACCGGUGGAGAGGAACCACAUCGGCGUGCAGGACGUGGGAGUCAAGGUGAUCGAAGCCCCCUGUCCCAACGGCGUGGCGUCGGACAUGGAGACCUCCAUAUCCACCAACACGUGCGCGCAGAGUCCGUCCGCAACCGAAUCGAAAGACACGUCGGACUCUUACAGCUCCCAGAAAAUCCCGCUCAAAUCGUCCGAGGGAAACAUGAUGAACCACGAGGACACGCUGGAGGAUUCUGAAGAACUGUCUGAUGAAGAGGAUGAGAUGAAAAUUGCCGAGAUGAGGCCGCCUCUCAUCGAGAUCUCCAUCAACCAGCCUAAAGUCGUGACAUUAAGUAAGGAUAAAAAAGAUGACGGGAAGGACGCCGACUCCCUGCUGGACGACACGGUGGCCAACAGCAACCAGAACAACAGCAACUGCUCGUCGCCGUCGCGCAUGUCCGACUCGGUGUCUCUGACCACGGACAGCAGUCAGGACAACUCUCUGUGCACGCCGGAGCGAGAGGCCAAGAUGCCUUUCCUCCCCAAAAACCGGCAAGAAGAUGAGAAUAUGAACCACCCUAAAGACACCACGCCUCUCCUCCAUAACGGUAACGGCUCCGAGACGUCCCUUCAGGCCCUCUUGAAAACCCAGCAGUCGCCUCCGGAGAAGGUGGGCGACUACGACCUGUCCAUGGAGGCGCGGCUGGCCUUCAUCGAGAAGGGGAUCAACAACGGCGUGGGCGACGGCUACACCAAGUGGGACCAGAUCAACAUGAACGUGAGCAAGCCGCCGACCGACAACAUGGUCCAGACGGACGGACCGGACCAGGCCAAGAACGGCCCGGCGGGCCCGGAGGACCCGGACGGCACGCCGGGCCGCGGCUACGACAACGUGGACCACCUCCAGAACGGGAACCAGCCGGCCGGCGACUGCGUCAACAGCCUGGGGAGCAAGAGCGCGGGGCUGAGGCUGGAGACGUCCGCCGUGCACGUGGCGUCGACGGGAGUGACGGCCAGCAGCGACAUGUCUCUGUCCCGCAGCACGGAGGAGCUCUCGCCGGAGAAACGCUGCCACCCGCCGCCGGUGGUGAAGUCCCAGAGCAUCAGCAACAUCGAGUCCGGCGGGAUGAAGCUGUACGCCUUCGACGGGGAGGGCGACUGCUACGACAUGGCCGCGGCGAGCAGGACGGCGGGGGCCGGCCCGGCGCCGGGGAGCCAGGGCCAGAGCAUCGUCAGGAGCAAGUCGGCCAGCCAGCUGCUCAACGACCAGACGCUGGCGGUCUACCCCGGCUCCUCCGCGUCGUCCUCGGACCUCCUGUCCUCCUCCAAGCCUCCGGCCAGCGCCAGCAGAUACCCGGCGUCCUCCAGCAUGGCGAUGGGAAUCCCGCCGCCGCAGUACAACGUCCAGUACACGAGCAGCGCCGUGCCGAAAGACGGCCUCUGGGCCCAGAGGACGCCGGUGCCUCCGGAGCACCAAGGCUACCUCCCUCCUCCCCCCCCUCACUCGCUAGCCAACACCAACUACUCCAACCGCAACCAGGCGCCGCCGUACCCCCUGCAGCCCCAGCAGAGGGGGCCCCCCAUGGCGCCCAGAGCCCCCGCGGACAUGUGGGCAAUGGACAGGCUCCACUCGGCCAGCGGCCCGCCCAGGAGCAGCACCCUGCAGAGACAGAGCAGCUCCGCCUCCACGGCCUCCAUGGGAGACCCGCGGCGCGCGCAGCUGCCCGACGGCGACUACCUGACCUACAGGGACAUCCACACCCUGGCGCGGGGGCCGCUGGCCAUGAGCCAGGCCGCGCAGAGGCCCCUCUCCGCCCGCACCUACAGCAUCGACGUCCCCGGGGCGUCCCGGCCCGCCGCCGCCGCCGCCGCCCGGCCGCAGCCCCACGAGCUCCCGGAACGGACCAUGUCGGUCAGCGACUUCAACUACCAGCACGGCAGCCCCAGCAAGAGGCCCGGCGCCGCCAGGGUGAAGUCGGAACACUCGCUGCUGGACGGAGUCGCGGCGGGACGGGUGCCGACGGACUGGAGAGACCAGGUGAUGAGGCACAUCGAGGCCAAGAAAAUGGAAAAGAACGCGCUGUCUCGCUCCUAUAAUUCCAAUAACGCCCCGCUGAGCUGGUCUCACUACGGCAGCUGUAGGGACAUGCAUGCCAGCCAAGGGUCCCUGGUGUUUAGUGUCAGGGACGGACAGCCCGGCCCCUGCGGAGCCCCGGGCUUCAGCGAUGAAGUUUUCGGUCCUCCGGGUUACACCAUGGACCCCCACAGAAAAGUGCCUUUGAUGAACGGCCAGAUGGGCCCUCCGGUCCGUCCGCCGGCGAGCCAGGCGUCCAUGGCCCGCCACCCGUCCAGGGAGCAGCUCAUUGACUACCUGAUGCUCAAAGUGUCGCAGCAGCCCCCGGCGGGGCCCCAGCGGCUGCAGCACGACGCCCCGCAGCAGGAGAUCCGCGUGAAAGUGGAGAAGAAUCCGGAGCUGGGUUUCAGUAUAUCGGGAGGAGUGGGAGGUCGGGGGAACCCCUUCCGCCCGGACGACAAUGGGAUCUUCGUGACGAGGGUUCAGCCUGAAGGGCCGGCUUCCAAGAUCCUCCAGCCCGGAGAUAAAAUCAUCCAGGCGAACGGAUACAGCUUUGUGAAUAUCGAUCACGGGAACGCCGUCUCCCUCCUAAAGACUUUUCCAAACACUGUGGAUUUGAUUAUCGUACGAGAAAUGCAAGCGUAGACUCAACUGAAACUGACUUCCCGGGGAGAAACGAAAAAAAAACAAAAAGCGAGCGGGCGCAGUGGUGGCGGAGCGAGGAGAGAGAGAGAGAGAUUUAAUGUUGACUGUCAUAUUUUUAUACGCAGAAGAGACUGAUCUGCAGCAGAAACCUGUCGGGACUAUUUAUAGUAGAGAUCUUCAUAGCCUUGAUUAAACGGGGAAAACCACUGAAUGUAGUGGAUCCAACAAAGCAAGACAGCAGCAAACAUCGACAAGUCUGUGUCCUCCAAAAAGAAGAAGAAAAAACAAACCAGGCCAUCACUGUGGUAUAUAAAUAUAUACAUAUAUAUAUAUUUUUAUACAGAAGAAGCUGAAGAUAUGACGCGCUUUGAUGCAAAUACUGUGGUCUCUGUACAGGUCUUUUUCUUCUUUUUUUCUUUUUUCUACACAUCAGCCAUUCAUCAUGAAGUUUUAUUUCUGCAGACAGAUGUCUGACCACUAGGGGGCGGGGCUUGUCCCCUUGCCCCCCCCCCCCCCAUCUCCUGUCAUCCAGCUUGCCUUUUUUAAUUUCAUGGGAAGACGGUGAAGCCGUGCGGUCGCACCUGGAGGACAGUGUUACGUGCUUGUCGUGUCGAGACGGAACGUCGAUCAAGGAGGACGGGGUUCUUUUUUUUUUUUUUUUUUGUUCCUUUUCUUCGAAGAGAUUACUCGUCCGCCCUCUCCCCCUGCUCCCCAGGCUCGGAAACCAGGGAAACUCUCAUCCCCAGACACGGCCGGAGACGGAUCGUGAAGGCGAAACGGGAAGAAAAUCACAUCCAGGGAGAGUUUGGGGAGGGAAGGGUGAUGUGAUGUCUGUUUGCUGGGCCUCAUCGGUUUCACUCUAAAGGUUUUUAGAAACGAGCUGACUAUUUUGGGAAAUACACACAUUUGUAGAAAGUGAGAAAAGGAGAACCGCCUCAUAUCGGCUCACAAGUCUGCGUAUUUUUCCAAACCGCGAUAAAGAUCCCGAGCAGAGGAAGACGAGGACGUCCUGCUAGUCAACCAAAGCAAGUUUGGAAGUGGACAGAAGGAGAACAGAAUAGGAAAUCAGAAAGAUUUAGGGUCUAAACUUCACUCAUGUUUUACGUUCAAGGGCUUCACUCUUCAGGCAGCCGUAGAUGAGACGAGUAGCUUUUAAAACCCGGUCCUUCUUUUUAUUGCGUUCUUAUUAUUUAACAUGGGAGAAGACCACAUGUUGCCUUUUAUGUGUCUGUAAAAAGAAAAAACAUCUUGCUUUUUCUGCUCAUCACUUUUUAGCUGUGUUUGUUUUGUUUUUUUUGUUGUUGUUGUUUUAUUUGCUGUACAGAGUUGGGAGAAGCCGAGUAAGUCAAGUGCCAUAGACCUUGAACUGUUUGAUCGAAAGGGGGAGCGACCUCUGACCCCAGAAACCCGAGCAAUAUUUUCACACGGUCACACACACACGCAGACACGCAGACAUAUACACACGCACACACACCUCCUAAGUACGUUUGCAGCACCACGGCUUUGACAAAGCAAUAUCUGAAGCCUUUAUUUUCAUCCAGCCCAUUUUUACACACCUGGUUUUAGUGAUGAUUUUACAUGAUUUUUAUAUGGUGAGACGAAUCUUUUGUUUGUUUGUUUGUUUGUUUGUUUUUUUGGUAAUGAAACGGCACAGAAAAAAACAUAUGGUAGUGUGUUUUUUAAAAAAAAAUAAUGACAUUUCUGCAUUGUGUAAAGGUUUGUGUCACUUUGCCUGGGAUGUUUUAUUGUCUGUUGCUUACAAUUACAGUUUGUGUGUGUGUGUGUGCGCGCGCGUGUGUGUGUACAAAUAAUGGACACUGUUGGACUGUGUGGAGAAAGCAGCAUUUUAAAGAAUUGGAAACUGCAUUUCAGAGUCUCCAUCAUCACAUUUUUUUUCCUGGUUUAUUCAGAAUUGCUUGUGGCAGUGAGCGAUUCAUUCAGCGCGACGUGUUUCCAGAAAACGAAGCGGAAACGAUAAAAAGCUGCAGACGGACGAAACCCGCGAACCACUGAAAUCGUCUGUAAGCUGCAGUGCUUUCACCAACCUGUCCUCCUGUGGAGCAGUUUGUACUUGACGCUCGUGGCACUGACCAACCAAAAUGAAAGCCACUGUGGUAAAUUAGCCGUUUUAUCCCUUUAAAUAUCAAUCACGGCGAUAAACAUUGGAAAAAUAUUAGUCACACUGUUGGGAGGUAGCUGUUCUAAAUUAUGCUGGUUUUUAAACACAGUUGUAUUCGACGACAGCUUAAUGUGCGUUUCCCAAAUUUUCUACGCAAAAUCGUGGAUUUGUAUUUGUUUUUAUUCGGCUGGUGGUUCCCUGUUGACCUUCAGGCCGAAUGGGGAGAAUUUCUGAGUAAAUUGUCACUUUACUUUCAUGGUAAAUAAAAAUAAAAUAAACCAAGGCUGACAUCGUAGACAAUCUAGGGAGAUUUGGAAAAAAAAAAAACUUGUUUUCACACAUUUUCUUCAUCCAUGUUGGUUUGUUUUCUCUUCUGCUCCCACAUUGUUAUUUAUUUAGCAGUCUUUUGUGGAUUUUAGAUCGUUACUAAUCAAAUUGUAAAUAAUCUUAAAAGUACAGAAAAGAGGUAAUAAAGGCAUUAGUGACUUGCGAUUGUAAAACCAGCAAUAAAUUGCGAUGCGGAGGCACCCAUUUUAAUGUAUAGCUAGUCUUUCUAAGGUUUCUGUGGAAACGGUCACAGUUGAUGUGAAAUGACGACGAUUGAUAUGCAUUUAUCCAACAUUCCAGAUUUUGUACAUAAUUACCUGUUUCUGAAGUAACCUGUGGAAAAUAAACUAAUGCUGUU